Molecule: messenger RNA, 5739 nt
Organism: Aphidius gifuensis
Lineage: Eukaryota; Metazoa; Arthropoda; Insecta; Hymenoptera; Braconidae
Exons: 3
Coding region: 1547-2494 (315 amino acids)
Biological process (GO): regulation of sodium ion transport
Molecular function (GO): sodium channel regulator activity
Source: RefSeq, a predicted model, not a curated record
AGUCGCGUUUUAACUCGCGAUCCGCCUAAAAAUGACACACGACAUUGCGAGUCAUAUAUAAUCCUUUUUUCAUUGUCAACAGGCCUAAGAUUAACAUUAAAUUAAUUUUACGUUCAAUUUUUGUAUAAAAAAAAAAUCAAAAUAUAUAAAUUAUGUAAUUUAAAAGUAAUUAAAUCAUUAAAAAUCAAAAAAAUAAAUAAAUUCAAUAAUCAAAAAUAUAUAUUAAAAAAACAAAAAAUAUUAUUUUUCAUUUUUUUUAAAUUUAAUGGAAAUUUAAAAAUCAAAAAUUAGAUUUAAAAAAAAAACCAAAAGUAUAUAUGAUUUUUCUAUUUUUGUAAUUUUUUUUUUUUCAUUAUAAUUUUAUUAUUAUUUUUGUGUUUUUUAUAAUUUUUUUUUAGUUUUAAAUUGAGUUGAAAAAAAAUGAUAGAGCCGGUGAAAUUUAAAUGAAUAUUCGACAUGUGAAUAAAAGAAAAAUAAUUAAAAUUUCAGUUUACAAAAGUGACAAAUAAAAUGGUUCAGUAAAAAAAAAAAGAAAAGUAAAAAACAAAUGACAAUUGUUAUUAAUAAAUAAAACAACAUUAUUUUAGUGGAAAAAAAUAUUUGUGAUGUUAAAAAAAUGUUAAUCAAAUAGGCGCGAAAAUUUUGUUAAACUGAAUGUUAUACAAAUAAACGAUAACACAUUACAAGCUCUAAAAAAAAAACCACAAGUGGUCACAGAAAAAACAAAUAACCCUAACUUCAAACACUUAUUGUUUAUAAAUUAGUAAAAAAAAAAAAAAAAACGAAUUAACGACUUUUUAAUUACACCCACAUACAUAGUGUUAUGAAUUGAAAAAAAAUAUUGUCACCUCUAUCAAAAUAAAAAUGUGAAAAAAUAUAAUGAUCAAAAUAAAAAAUCCAAGUCAAUAAAAAAUCUAGACUAAAAAAUUACCAAAAAAAUCAAAUAAACAAAUGGCAUGACAAAAUGAUAUAAAAAUAAUAGACUAGUAUAGUAAUAAGCAGUAGCAAAAAAAAAUGAUGAAAAUGGAGCAAGGCCAUAUGCUAAAAAUUGAUGAAACAUUAAAGUGCAAUGUAGUAACAGUAUGUACAAAAAUUUUAGUAAUAAUUUUAUCAACGCGAAUCGACGAGUACUCAUGGGAUCUACAAAAUGAUCGUACCCAAAGGCGAUUAUUGGAUCGAGCAGUAUCUUGGGACGCAUAAAAAUAAUCUAGAGUGGUUUAUCCCUUUAAAGAAAAUUCAUCAAAAGCUAACAUAAUAAAGUAAUAAAAAAAAAUUAAAAAAAUAAAUUGAUCCAUCAUCAUCAUCAUCAUCAUCAUCUAGCCAGCUGUUAUAAAAAAAAGGAAAAAAGUUUGAAAUGAUUAUUGAAUAUUCGUCAUUAUUAUCAACGACCAAUAUAAAAAUAAUAAUAUAUUUAUUAAAAUUUUCAAAAUAAAAUAAUUAAUUAAUAAUAAAAAAAAAUUAAUUAAUCAAAAUUGAUAAAUUUGAUCCUGAGGGAUUGACUGGCGUCACCUCGAGCGACGACGAAGACGAUUCACAAACUGGUCUGAUGCGUGGUAGUAGUUCAGAAUUACUGCUUGACGCAGGUAGCCAGUGCCAGUCAAAUCCCCAGAAAUACGAAAUACAGGAACAAGAAGCACGUCGUCGCAAACUGUUGGAACUCGGUUUUGGCGCUUCGCGGCGCCGUCCGCCACGGCGUACAUGCCGUCAGCGGUUUAAUUUUUAUGCAACAUCAGCACUUGCACUUGUAGCAACAUCUGGUGGUGCUGCAUUAUUAUUUUUGGUACCAUUAUAUGUUGAUCCAGCAAUAAGUACAUUGGCUGCUGAUUUUUCACCACAACCAGUUAUAUGUACAACAAUAAGACGUGAAGAUAUUGUUGGUAUAUUUAAUUGUACAUGGAGCUCAUGUAGAGAAGGUUGUACAAGUGAUGUUUAUAAAUGUACACAUAUUUAUGUUACAUAUACACCAUUAAAUGAUUCAUCUUAUUGGAAUUAUAAUAAUAAUAAUAUUAAUGAUAGUAAUAGUAAAUUAAUUACAACGACAACGACAACGACAUUAGCUACAUCAACUGAUUCUGAAUCACCUGGUGAAAUUGAAGCAAUACUUAAAGUUAAUAUAAAAGGUUGUGGUUAUCCACCACUUAUUGAUUGUGAAAAUUUUACACGUGAUCUUGGUUUUGAAGGAGCAAAAUUUCCAUGUCAUUAUAGUCGUGUUAAUGGUAGUAUUGUGUUGACAAAUUAUAAUCGUGAAGCUAUGGUUGAAAUAAUAAUGCAUUUUUUUGCUGCACCAUUUGUUGUGACACUUGCAACAAGUGUUGCACUUUGUGUUAUGCAUUGUGACUGCAGAUGUGCAGCACCACCACCACAUCAUUCACGUGGAAUGAGAAGAACCAGAAUGAAUGAUCUCAGUGAUCACUCAAUAAGCAAUAGAGUUGACAGAAGAGGACAUUCACAUUCAGUACAUUGUGAAUGUGGCGAAGUGACAAGACCAUUAUGACGAAGGGAGGAAACGGCUGAGAGUACUCUGGCAACAUCUCAGUCGGAUUUGUAAAAUACAUAAUAUUUUAACCAAUAUUGCCAGUUGAAUUAUAAUAAAAUAUCAACAACUAAAAUAAACAAAAAUAAUAAAAAAUCAAUUUUUAUUUAACCAUUAUGCAAUAUAUCCAGUGCAUCACUUUCAACUUCUCAACAAUUGAAAUGAAAACAAUUAAAUAAACAAAUAAACAAACUUAAAAAUUAACAAUUUAAUUAUCACAUAAAUAAAGUAAUCUCGUGAUUGUUAUUGCUCAUAUAAAAAAAAAAAAAUUCACAGUGACAAAAAAUAAUAAUAAUAAAAUAUAAGUGACAGUGUAAUAAUAAUCUUCAAGUUUAUAAUUAAAAAAUUAGUGAAUUAAAAAUUUAAGUGUUGAAAAAAUUGAUUAUAUAAAAAUAAAAAAAAAACAGUGUUUAUUUAUUUUUUUUAUUUUAAUUUUGUUCAAUUAUAACGAUUAGAAAUAAACAUUAAAUUAGAUGUUAAUGAUUGACAUAAAUUGUGUUGAUAUAAUAAUUGACGUGUGUAUAAAUGAGUAAAUAUAUGAUCUCGGUUUCCAGGGUCAUCAUCAAAGCUUAAUUGUUCAAAAGGCAUUGACAUUUCAGCUGAUUUUGUUAUCAAUAAAAGCAUCCUACAAAUUGGUUUAUCAUUAAUGCAUAAUGAUUAUUGAUAAUGAUAUUAUUAUGUGGGUGUUCAUUGUCAUAAUAUUUGUGAAUAUUAUGUUUACUAUAUGAUAAUGAAAUUUAGGGUUGAUAUAAUUUUAUGUUAUGGUAUAUUAAUUAAGAUGUAAAGUAUUUUAUGAAAUAUGUUUAUUGAUACUUGUUAGAAGAUAAAUUAUAUCUUAGAUAAAUAAAUAAAAUAUAUUUUAUCUUUUACUGCAAUGAAAUUUCAUGAAGGUCAAUGCUAGGGCUUGAUAACAGAUAUGAAAAGGUUUUAUCACUUUUAGUAUAUGACCAUUGUUACGAGUCAAUUUUUAUUUAUUUAUAAAUUAUUAUUUUGUAAUACUCGAGUUAAUUGGUUACUGGAUUAAUUGUCCCUAUUUUUUUAUAUUAUUUAAAUUUUAUAAGGCAUAAAAAAAUUGUAUAAUCGAAAAUUGAAUUUAAAAAUUAUUCAUAAUAUUUUUACAUAAAUUGAUUUAUUUGAAAAAAUUGUAAUUAUAAAUUGAUUAAAAAAUAUAGAUUCUAGAAUAUAUUGGUAUUUUUUUUUAUUUUUUUUUUUAAUAACUUGCAUCAAUUUAAAAAAAAAUAUGUAUUAAUACGAUUUUAUUAUUAUUUUUAUUUGUGUCAGAUCAUCAAACUCGGGUCGAGGUAAAAAUUUGUUAUAUACAUUUAGUAUAUAGCAGGUAAAACUGGAAGUUUGCCAAACCACAAAUCGACCACCGCGAAAUGGAUUCGUGUUAAAAAAAAUGAUGAUGAAAAAAAGGUAUAAUAAAAAUUCAAACUAUAAAAAUUUAGGAUAAUGUUAAAGGACAAGUAAAGAGUAAAAAUAUAAAAAUAAAAUAAACUCAGUUGGCAAGUUAUAUGGUAAAGGAAAUAAAUUUUUUUUUUUCACUUUGAUUAUUAUUUUAUUAAUCAUCUAUUUUAUUAUUCAUUAAUUUUAUUACUGAAUAAUUUUUCAAUUCAUUUCUUUUUUUAAUAUAAAAUAACAUAUAUAAAUGUAAAAUCGAUUGAAAAAAAAUCUCAUAAAAUAUUUACAUAAUAAAAUAUAACAUAUCGUGCCAGAGUAAAUGUCGAGCUUUUAUUAAAAUAUAAAUCAAAACUUUAAUUUAUAAAUAAUAUAUUUUUUUAGUAUUUUAAAUCAUUUAUAAUAAAUUUUAUUAUAAAUAUUUUCUUAAAGUUCGUUAGUUCGAGUGUAAUUUAUUUAAAAACUUAACAAUAUUAUAGAUUUGAUAAAAAAAAAUAGAAAAUAUUUUCUUCUUUUUUAAUUUUAUUAAUAAUUUUAUAAAAAUUUAUAAAAAAAAUUAAUUCCAAUCGAUUGAUAUUGUUUUUAUUUUGCUCCAGUAACCAAUUAAAUUUUUAUAUUUUGUUUUCAUUAAUUAUCGAGAAUGACAGGUUUAUUGAACGAUGAAAAAAAAAAUAAUUUGAAUAACAUAAAUUAAUGAUAAAUAAUGUUUAAAAAAAUGCUCCAUAUCGUUACAGUAAGGCAGUAUUAAUAGCGCAAAAGUUAAAUAAUAUAUUUAAAAAAUAAAAAUAAAAUUAAGCGUUGAUCGCAAAAUAAUACGAGUGAGCAAAUAAAUGAUUUUAUGAUGUGAAAAAUAAAUAAACAAAUCAACUAUAUUUAGUUUAUCUUUAAAAUAAUUAUAUAAAAAAAAAAAAAGUUGAUUUAUUUUAUUUUUUAUUUAUACUUGUUACAUAUAUAGGUCGAGUGAUUUAUCAUUUUUAUAAAGCCACAAUUUUCAGUUACCAUGUGCAGUUAUUAGUUUGACAUAAAAGUAAAUUAUUGGGCUUUUUAGUGACAGGUAGUUCUCGAGAAUGAGAUAUUGCAAAAAUUUUGAUAGAUGAGAUGAAAAAUAAAAAAAAGGUUAUUCAAGCUAAAAUUAUAUUUGGUGACAUUCAACCAAUUUGCAAGGAUCAUACAAUGUCAUAUCAAGUGAGUAAAUUUUCAGUGGUCUAAGCAAUUUUUUUUUUUUCAUUUCUUUUUCGUGUUAUAAUAAUUUGGCAUUUGUGGAGAAAAAAAUAAAAAUCGAUAAAUCAAUUUCCAUUGUUAUUUAUUUGCCGAAAAAUAUUCAUUAUAAUUUUUCUAAUAUUUCAUGAUUUUUGUGAUAAUUAAAUUAGCUUAUUUUGAAUAUCGUCGAAACCAAUAUGAAUAAAUAAUUAUUUUUCUAUCGAUUUAAAUUAUGAGUUUUAAAUUUUUCAUUUAUUUCAUAUACGCUUCGCUGAAUGUCAAAUGGACCUAAUACUUUGUCAAUGCUCGAUGUUUAUAUUCAUAAAAUAAUAUUAAAUAAAUAUUUUAAAAAAUAUUCACAACGAUACCACCAAUCACGUAUUAUUAAAAUUACUGCCAUGGCUUUUGAAACAAGUCAAGUUUAAAAAAAAAAAAAAUUCUAUAUAUAUAAUGCUAAAUAUUUGUGCACCACAGCCAAUCAAAAUUCAAUCAAUUCCACCACGAUAACCAAAAGCUAUAUUUAAAAAAAGACAAAAAAAGUUUUAAAUAUUAAAAUAAUAAUUAUAAAAAAUAAAUGUAGAUAGUUUCUCAUUUAAAAUUCGAUGGAA